GUACGGCAUCUAUGGUUGGCCUGCCCGAGCGGCGGUUUCAUGGCGGCCGUGGAGGUGGCGGUGGCGGCUGCUUCCCAGGCCUGAGGGCUGGUGAUUCCUAAAGGUUGUUGUGGAGCAGCUGCUUCCUAGCCAGCAUUUUGGAGGAUGUAGGGAUACUUAAGUAGAUCAUCAGAAGAGCUACAAACUGCCUCUGCAGGAUGGAUGAGAAUAGUGUGGAAGCUUCCAUCCAGACCUACCAUGUCCAACUGCAGCAAGUGGAGCUGGCCCUGGGGACCGGCUUGGACCCUACAGAAAAAGCUGACUUGCUUCAGCUCCAAGCUGACUUAAAGCAGCUAAUCGAGCUAACGGAGUCCAGUCUUGUGUCCAUCAAGAAGAGCAAGCUCCUGGCCACACUGGACCCAAGCCUUGGCCUAAUUGAGAGUGCAGUAAGGGAUGAAGCUGAGUAUUUGGCUUUCCAGAAUGCCAUCCGUGAAGUGACAGGAGAUUCUGAGACUCAAGGUGCUGAAAGUGCAACUUCUCUUGAAAGAGGAGAAACUGAGCCUGACAGAUCUGGGCAUGAAGAGGAAGAAGAGGAAGAGUUGAGUGGGAUGAAGGUGAAUGCUCCAUACUACAGUUCAUGGGGCACUCUGGAAUACCAUAAUGCUAUGAUUGUGGGGACAGAGCAUGCAGAAGAUGGCACAGCAGGGGUUCGUGUGCUCUAUCUCUACCCAACUCACAAGUCCCUAAAGCCCUGUCCCUUCUUCCUGGAGGGAAAAUGCCGAUUCAAAGAGAACUGCAGGUUCUCCCAUGGGCAAGUAGUUGCUGUGGAUGAACUUCGCCCCUUCCAGGAGCCAGACCUGAGUGCCCUGCACACAGGCUCAGCCUGUCUGGCUAAGUAUGAUGAUGGAAUUUGGUAUCCAGCCCGGAUCACAGAUGUGGACAGUGGCUACUACACGGUCAAGUUUGACUCACUGCUUCUCAAAGAGACUGUGGUGGAGGGGGAUGGUAUUCUGCCUCCCCUACGCAGUGAAGACAGUACACCUCAGGAGUCUGAUGGAGAUGAUGUGGAUGACUCCAGCUAUGCCAAAGUUGUGGAGUCAGAUGCCUUGGAAAAAGGGGCUUGGGGCCCUGCUUGCAGCUCCUCAUUUGCUGGCUGGGAGGCACACACCCGAGGCAUAGGUUCCAAACUUCUUGCUCAGAUGGGCUAUGAGUUUGGCAAAGGUCUUGGAAAGAAUGCUGAGGGCCGGGUAGAGCCCAUCCAUGCUGUGGUGCUUCCAAAGGGGAAGUCCCUAGAUCAGUGUGCUGAAAUUCUCCAGAAGAGAACAAGCAGUAAGCCAGACCUUGGCAAGCCAAGGAAAAGCCAAGCAAAGGGGAAUGGAGUUAAGGGACGCCCACCCCAACGCAAUGUGUUUGAUUUCCUUAAUGAGAAACUCCAAGGCAAGGUUCCAAGGGUCCAAGAGGAAGGGAAGGUCCCAUCCCUUAAGAGGAGUAGCAAGGAGCUCUACCAUGCCAGCAAGAGUACCAAGCGAUCCCUCAGUGUACAGCUCUUCCAAAUCCUGGAGAAGGUGGAGCAAACUCAGAGGGACAUCCGAAGUAUACAGGAAGCCCUGGCCCGGAACAUUGGCCGGCAUAGUGUGGCCACAGCCCAGCUCGAGGAGAAGUUGGCCGGAGCCCAGAAAGAGCUGAAGAACCUCCGGGCCCAGGAGGCAGGUUUGCAGCGGGAACAGAAGACUGCUGACACACACAAGAAAAUGACAGAGUUUUAGUGCUGAAGCAGGAGUUCUCUCCUGGCUCCUGAGUCUAUCCUCCCCCUUUCUCUUCACCCUCCCACCCCCCACUUACCCAUCCCUACCCCCACAGUGGGUGUGGCUCAGGCCUGAAAGCCCAAGUUCCCUCCAUUCUCCUCCUUUGCUCCUAUGCCCUGGGUACUUGAGGGGGCAGGCCUCACUAGGGAUACCUGUGCCGUCCUUAGUGAGCUCUGCUUCAGCCCCACUGACUGGAGACCCCUUCUUUUGGGCCACAGGUGUGGAUAUUAAGGGAUGGGGGUUUAGGACUAGCUGGAGGCUCCCAGGGAAUGGGCUGGCUAGAGUUACAGUUUCUGCCUCCUAAGCUAGCAGACUUGGGGACCUGAAUUGUACCUGCUUUAGACAGACCCAGGAAAUGAUAACAAAUCACCUUUUUCCACACUCCCCCAGAGCCAGACUCCCUCCCAGCCUCACCCAUCAGCCAGUUUGUGGCCUCCACUCUACAGAAGAGUGAAGCCUGAGGCGUGUUAGGAAGGUCAGGUGUCACUCCCUCUCCCUCCCAAAAUACCCCUGAGAGCAGAUGGAACAGGAGAGAAGGUCCAGAGGAGCAGGGCCUGAAGACCAAGGUCUCCUUUACUUUCCGGAUGACCCCAGGCCUUUCCAGACACAAACCAAGCUGUGUCAGUGGCAUUGUGACUCUGGCAGCCUCUUCUUGGGAGGGGGGAACAUUUUUCUUGACACUUGUUUUCCAGUUUGUUCUGCCACAAGGACUUAGGAAGGAGUUUUUCUUAAACAAAAUGAUUAAAGUGACGUCAUUGCUGUGUCA
Messenger RNA from Vombatus ursinus (common wombat), 2550 nucleotides. It is a transcript of the gene ZGPAT, whose product is annotated as zinc finger CCCH-type and G-patch domain containing. The transcript is spliced from 7 exons. The coding region runs from base 198 to 1745 and encodes 515 amino acids. Gene Ontology annotation, biological process: regulation of transcription by RNA polymerase II; negative regulation of DNA-templated transcription. The record is from RefSeq and is a predicted model, not a curated record. Gene Ontology annotation, cellular component: nucleus. Gene Ontology annotation, molecular function: metal ion binding; DNA-binding transcription factor activity, RNA polymerase II-specific; RNA polymerase II cis-regulatory region sequence-specific DNA binding. NCBI's taxonomy places the organism in Eukaryota, Metazoa, Chordata, Mammalia, Diprotodontia, Vombatidae.